Betta splendens (Siamese fighting fish) is the source of this 7691-nucleotide messenger RNA. Its product is annotated as spectrin beta chain, non-erythrocytic 2. Lineage: Eukaryota; Metazoa; Chordata; Actinopteri; Anabantiformes; Osphronemidae. Gene Ontology annotation, molecular function: actin filament binding; phospholipid binding. The transcript has 34 exons. Gene Ontology annotation, cellular component: cortical actin cytoskeleton; cell junction; cell projection. The coding region runs from base 143 to 7039 and encodes 2298 amino acids. The record is from RefSeq and is a predicted model, not a curated record. Gene Ontology annotation, biological process: actin cytoskeleton organization; muscle cell development.
AACAUGCACAAGAAGGUGGAGAACUGAGCUGCCGCUCUGCUCUCUCUCGCUCGGUGAACGGACCGCACGAGCGCUCAGCGAGGGAUGUGACAGACUGCUCAUUUGGACUCGAGUGUAUUUUCGUUUCUUAUCGGGACUAGUCAUGUCUGAAAGCAUCGUGAGGAAGGUGCAGCCCUUCACCAUUGGGACGAGGCUGUCGGUGCCAAGUGGGCCAAAAUGCCAGGAGUUUACACAGAGUUACCUGCAGAACCAGGGUCUGGAUAAGUGCACGCUGCAGCACAACCUGAACUCGCUCUACCUCAGUCCAUCCCAGGUCUGCGGCCUCGCCGGGCAGGUAGCGCCCAUGAAACGCAGCCAGGAGCACAUGGCGGCGGAGGACCAGCUGAACCCGAACGCCGCCGCCGCCGCCGCCUCUGCCGUCUCCAGGUCCAUCAAGAAGAUCACCAUCUCCGGAAGCACGGACAGAUCGGAGGACGGGGUGGAGGUGGGACCGGGGCGGCUUUUAACGCCAGGGUCCACGUCUGGAAACAACAACAACAACAACAACGUCACCAGCGCAUCGGAGCCGCGGCUGCCGAGGAUUGUGGGAGUCAGUUGCGAGAACAAGCCCAAAUCUCAUUUUAAGGUUUUACUGAGAAAAGACGGCGGCGAUGAAUUUCAUUCCUCAAAGGGAAACACGAUGGUGAAGCUGAACGGCGAGAAAUCUGUCCAGCAGCUUUUAAUGCCUGGACUGCAGAAGAAGGAUCCUCUGAGGACGGUCAGCUUUCCCUCAGUGCAGAAUGAAGCAGCUGGUUCAGCGCAGACUGACUGCUUCACUCAGCGCAACUCCCUCUUCACCAAGGAGGCACUGCAGGCGGAGGCCUGGAUCAAAGGGAAGCUGCAGGACUUGAAGGACGGCUGUAACGUUCAACGCUGCCCCCUGCAGGACUGGGAGGAGGCCUCGCAGACGCUCCACAGGGACCUCAAGGACUUCGAGAACACGCUGAUUCAACUCAACCAGAUGGGCGAACAGCUGAUCUGCAGGCAGAACCCCACGUCGGAUCUGGUGAAGAAGCAGCUCAGCCAGCUCAGGGACCAGUGGCAGACUCUGAAACACACCGCAGCCAACCAGACGAGGGCCCUCGGCGGAGCCAAGAACCUGCUGGAGUUCAACAGGAAGGCGGACAGGUUGGAGGCGUGGAUCAAAGAAAAGCAGGAAGAGGAGCAGUCUCUGGAGAAUGUUCUGGCUGGAAAUGUUGACAAAAUGCAGCUGACCAGGAGGAUUUUAGAUCUGAAACAGGAUGAGCAGCUCUACAGGAACCUCCACGAGGAGAUCAACCAGCUGGCUCUGAAGCUGGAGAAGCAGGGGAGGACGGACGGCAGGAGCGUCGCCAGCAGGAGGAAGCACGUCAACAAAGCGUGGCUGAAGGGCCAGGCUCACCUGAAGACCCGCCGCGAGAACCUCCAGCUGGCGCUGGAGGUGUCGUCCUUCUACCAGCAGGCCGAGAACGCCCUGUCUGCUAUGAACAAUACGGGGACGACGGCGGCCGGGGAGCCCGGCGAGGUCCGCGACGUGGCCGCUCAGAUCAUGAUGCUGGACGUGAGCGUGUCGCAGCUCUCCAACCUGCAGCCGGCGCUCGCGGCCGGCGUCGCGCGGAAGCACGGCGAGGUGAAGGACCGCUGGGCGCUGUUCAGGAAUGAAAGGAGCACGCUCGCUCCCACCGGCUCCGCUUUCACCAGGGAAGACGCUGACCCCCUGACACCGGCCCGAGAGCCCCAGUGCCGCGAGGGAACGGGGACGCAAAGGAUCAUGGGAAAGGAGGUGAAGGAGGAGCGGAAUCGGCUGAAGGGCUGCGUGGGCGCUGUUACACGCGGGGGUCCGCCGAGCGGCCAGAGCCGGGAGCGACGGCCCGGGAGCGGCGCCUCAGGCCGCGCGGAGGAGGUCACCGUCGGACACCGGCCCGCGGGCGGAAGCCAGAAGCCCAGAGCCGAGCCGCGGCCGGCCGCCGCCCCGCAGGGCCACCCACUGCUUCACGCGCAGCUCCAGAAGUUCACGGUGUCUGCUGACAAGACUCUGUCCUGGCUGAAGGACAACGUGUCCAUGGCCACACAGGUGUGUUCUAUGGCCAGCUUGGAGGGGCUGGAGGCAGCCAGGAGGUGUCAGCAUGCUCUGGAGCAAGAAAUCCUCACCAACAGAGCCAGAAUAGAGGUGGUCAAAAGGGAGGGCCGCGGGCUGGUCCGCGCUCAGCACCCGGGCAGCGCCAAGAUCGAGGAAUUCCUCAGCCAGCUGGAGGUCCUGUGGGAGGAGCUGCGGAGGAGGCACCAGAGGAACGCGGUGUUUCUGCAGGCCUCGGGGGAGCUGGGCUUCAGGGUUGUAAGGGUGCUCCAGGCCCUGGGCAGCCUGGAGGCCUGGCUGGAGUCCGUGGAGCUUUCCAUGAAGGAGUCUGCGCUCGCCGGCGACCCCGAAACAAUGAGCGCGGCUGAGAGGGAGAGCUCGCUGCUGGAGAAGGAGGUGGCAGCACGCGGCCCGGAGCUCGGCGCCCUGAGGCAGGAGGUGGACCGGCUCGACUCCCACGCUCACCCCCACAUCAGGGGUCUGGCCACGCGUAUGGAGGAGCUGGAGAGAAAGUACCGCCACGUUCAGGGCGCCCUGACCCAGCAGAGCUCGGUGCUGCAGGACACGCGGAUGCUGACCGAGUUCCUGGAGCGGGUGGAGCUGGAGGAGAGCGAGGAGCUGAGCGACGGCCGCCACGGCCUGGACCAGCCUCUCCACAGUGACAUAUCUUCCGCUCCAUCGUUGCUGGGACUCCGGAGCAGCAGCAGCAGCGCUGAGCCGCUGAUGGAGAGCAUGGGGGAUCCUGUGGAGGAGCUGCGAGAGGCGGUGGAAAUGCUGAAUGACACAGCGAGGGAGCGAGGCCGAUCGCAGAGCCGCGAUCAGGCCAUCCAGGACCUGCUGAGAGACCACGCCAGGUUGGCGAUCCGCAUCGAGGAGCGUCUGUGCCGCAGCAAGGAGCUCAGCCUCGACGUCCUGGAGAGGGAGACGGACAUGGCCGUCCGGUGCGAGCUGGACCGCUGCGGACUGGAAGCUCUGCAGGAGACGCAGGACCACCUGGAGAUCGACUAUGAGGUCAUGGAGGAGGAGCUGAGGGAAACGGAGAAGCGGGCUUCUCGGCUGAGGGACCUGUGUCCAGAGAGGACGCGCGUGUUGGCGAAGAAGCUCCAGGCCACGCUGCAGGCGUGGGCCGAGCUGGGGGCGGCCGUGGCCCAGAACCGGGCGCGCCUGCGGGAGUUCCAGCAGCUUCGGGACUUCUUCAGGAGCUACCUCGCCGUGAUCUCAUGGACGGAAGACACCCGCUCGUGCAUCUUUUCCGAAGCUGCCUUGUAUUUCGAUAAAGAUGGUCAGAAGCCACUAGCCGCCGAGCUGGACAUGCAGAUCGAGCACAAGUUUGAGGAGUUUGACGAGCUGGCAGUCAAAGGCAGAAACCUCCUGGGCGAAGAGCACCACCUCACGCAGAUGGUACGAGAGCGCAUGGAAGAACUGAGGAGCAUGCUUGGCUGGAUCCUGCUGCACUGGAGAGCUCAGAAGCAACAGUGGCUUGACAAGAAAGGCCGGCAGGGGACUCCACAGGAUAACCUUUAUUCUGAGGCCAUAAUGUGCUCCCCAUCGUUAGAGAGUCCAGAUCCUGAGCAAGAGGCCUACAUGUCCCAUCAGCCCCUAGUCAUCCCCAAUGAAGACAAAGUGACAGUGACAGGGGACGCUCGGCCCGCAUCCCCGCCGCCCAGACAAACUGAGGAGCAGGAGGAGGGGUCGUUGGAGGACGGCUACGAGGUCAUGAACAGCAUCGGCCCACGGAGCGCGGGGGUCCCCUCCCCGGACUCCCCCAAAGCCUCUGUGGUGGUCCUCAACGAGCCCGGCGGCCCUGCUUCAGGGGGCGCGGUCAACCUCAUCCUUAGCUUCGGGGGCAAAGGGGACAGUCAGGUCCAGGUGGUUGAGCCAUCUGCAAAGACGGAUGAGGUAGUGAAGGAUGCGGCUGAGCCUGUCCACAGGCCCACUGUGCCUCAAUCUUCCGCCUGCAAAAGCCUUUGGAGGCGCUGCCAGGGGCUUUUGGAAAAUACUUUUGGUAGUUUAAAACGAAAGAAAAAGCUUUAUCGACAAAGUGCAAACGAGGUAAGUACCUACUUGCAUGUUAAGGAUAACAACUUGGCCUCUGCCCCUGUGUAUGAGAGUAUCACGCUGCCCCGCCAUAAGAGCCGCUGUGCCUCUCCUUGCCCCCCUCCUCCUCCUCACGCCGCCGGCGGCUCCAUCUUCAGCAGCCUCAAGCGAAUGGGCAAGAAGCGAAAGAGGAGGCGGGACGCCCGCCGACACACCAUCCAGAGGAUCAUGGGGCUGGACGAGCGAGCGGCGGGGCUGCCUCGCUUCCCCGGCGACACGGCGGCGUACGACACGCGCACGUGGCCGCUCAAAGAGGGCGGGAGGAAGAAGAGGGCGCAGGAGAGUCCAGACGGGGGCGAUACGGAAUAUCUGAAGAACCCCCUGCUGAGAGACAUUGACACGCAGUGUGCGGAGGAGUACUGCAUCACUCCGUACGCUGUGUCCUCGCCCUCAGCUCAGGCGAGGAGCCACUGCCGGUUCCUCUCUCUGGGCUCGGUGCUAAGCUUUGACCUCCCCAAGGACGUGGCCCUCAUCCCCAGCAUUCAGGACAUCAUCACCAUCGCCCCCCCGGAGGCCAAAAACGGAGCAGGGGCCGAUCCGGACCCUCACUCCCAGAGGCACUCGGCCCUCAGCUCUUUCAAACAGGUUCGAGCCGCUCCCGCUGCAGCCGCUCAGAGCUCCGCAGACGUCACGACCGGCUCAACCGGACCUCAGAUGAGCACAGCUGACAAAGACGAUGGCCCCGAUGUUAAUACGAGCCUCCGCCAGUCACCUCCUCCCUCCCUGGAAGAGCAGGAGGACCACACAGUGCCCUGUGGUGGCCUUUAUAAAGCCCAGUUCACGCUGCAUGAAGAUAGGGACAAAAUGUCAUCAGAGGUCAAAGCAAACACGGCUGAAGGUCACGGGACGGGUCAGCCUCCUAUUUAUGUGAACCAAGCCCAAAGUAGAGCUGCACAUGAACACGAGUGUCCCAGUGUCCACACGCUCAUCCGAGAUCUCAAUGGACACCGCUACCAUAAAUGCACAAGAUCCCGGCUCGGACCUCAGUGCCAGAACCAGACGUCUCACAUGGUAGUGAAUCUGAAGUCCACAGUGAGCGCGAGCGUUCGCCAGGACUCUGCAGACGCUGGCAUCUCCACGUCCAGCAGCGUCAAACUCUGCCCCGAGGCCCCCGGUCCAGACGCGGUCAUGAGGCUCGCGUCCCUGGACGCGGACGCUGCAGAUGUGCCCAGACCCAGAGCGAAGCCUGGCACCCCGACGCCUCCGCCUCCAGACUCAGCAGAGCUGGAGGCGGAGCGCGUCGCCCUCAACCACAAGCAGUUCGAGGAGGAGGAGGAGGAACUGGAGGACAUCUGGAACCAGUCCUCCAACUACAGACAGAGCGUCUGCUCCGACAUCAUGUACCAGACGAACCCGGAGGAGCCCGUGGCCCCGGACCGAAGCCGGGGGCCCCGCUCUCUCUCUCGCUCUCGCUCGCCCUCGCCGCGGACGCCCGCUGUGCUCUACAAGAACCUCGUCACCGCCUCGGCGCCCAACCUGCUGGUGGCCGAGUUCAGGCUGCCGCACUACGUCCAGAGCCGGCUGGGCUACGACAGAGGGGGGGGCCCCAGAGCGAGCGUCCCCCCUCUGGCCCGGGGAGACAGGAGGUCGUGGGCAGCGUUUCCUCACACAGAAGCGGAGAGCAAGGCCUCGGUGGCGGUGAACGAGACAGCGUCCGACCCAGUGAAGCUGCCGGACGUAGGCGACAGUCAGAGAUACAUAUAUCAGUACAGAGAGGAUGAGGAAGAGGAGGAGGAGGAGGAGGUGGAGGAGCACACGGGUGGUGUGAAGGACCAGUCGACGAGUCUGCUCUCAGUCCACAUGGGUUCGGAGCGAGGAAAAGCCUCGCGGAGCCCAGAGGACACCGAGACGCAGGAAGGGCCGAUGGCCGCCAGGGGGCGCCGUUUGAGCCCGAGCGGACGGCCCGAGCUCCAGCCCAUGGAGGGAACGCUGGAGAGGAAGCACAAGCUGCAGCUGGGGGGGAAGAAGGCCGCCUCCAGAGCCUGGGCCUCCUACUACGCCGUCCUCCACAGGCACACCUUGUGCUUCUACCAGGACAGGAAGGACACGCCGAGGGGCCCCGCGUGCGGCCUCCCGCUGGCGCUCAUCGGAGCCGAGUGCUCGCCUGCACCCGAAUACGCGAAGAAGCCCAACUGCUUCAGGCUACGGCUCCAUGACGGGUCCGAAUACCUGCUGAACGCCUCCUCGCGCUUCAUGAUGAAGAAGUGGAUGAUGAGAAUACAAGCAAACACAUGUCACGGGGACCGUGUGUGCUGCACCGGUGCUGCGCUGGCCUCCGACGAAGGCCUCCACACGUCCUCAGCUCCCUCCCUCGUCCCCAGCUGUCACAGUCUGGCCCGGUGCCGCUGCUCCUCCCGACGUGACGCCACCGCCACCCCCCCCAGGCACCAACCUUUGGCCGCGGCUCAAAGCAAAGAGAUAGUCGUCCUCACCAGGGAGCUCAGUCACGUGCCACAGGGUCGCUUAAGGCGUCUGGAUGAGCAGUGGAGCAUCUCCGCGCCACACGGAGGCUGCUAUGAUGAUGAUGAUGAUGAUGAUGAAGCCGGCACAAAGCAGACUGGGACUCCCGGAGGCGACGCCUCCUCCCCCCCUCUCUCCGGCGUCAAGUGUCGCUCCCACUCCUUCACAUCAGCGACGUACCAAAGGAUCAGGCCGGUCGGGCAGAACCCCGGGGGUCCGGAGAAAGGCUCCAACUACUGCGUGACGCUGGUGGUCGGGGACAAGGCGUCCGACGGCGGCAGGAGCUGCGGGCCUCCUGUUCUGGUGCCGGUGAGGAACUACAUGAGCCUGCCACGGCCGCCCAACAAGUCCGUCUUCAAGAAGUUCUUUGGGAAACGGGACCUCUGACUCUCCUGAAUAAUCGUUUUUACCAAAUAUAUUCUAAUGUGCCGUGCACAUAUUCAUCUACACAACAAGAACUCUACUACUGACUAUAUUUAUGAGCUAAAGAGCUACCACGGUUUUAUGUCCGACGUGUUUUCUAGAAAUCACUUAACAGGAUGAAAAGUCAUUUUAAUGAAUGUUUGAAUCACAAUGGUUUUUUACCGUGUGCGUGUGCACUGCGUCGUUUGGGAUUUUGGUAAUUGCAGGAACUCGUUUUUUGUGUUUUUCACACUACCUUUUGUAUUUUCUUGUUUUGUUUUAUUGUCAUGUUGUUGGAUUAGGAGUAAACCUUCCCACUAAGCAGAGACUCAGCUUGGAAACCGGCCUACAGAGUAAUCCCCAUGAUAUCACUAUGACUCAGUUAUGAGCAACAUUAACAAUGUUGGGCCCCUCCCCACUACAUGUACUGUGUUGAACCACAACAUUGUCUAUUUACACAUACACAAAGCAGCAGUUUGACACUGCUUGAACCUGCUUAUUAAUGGCUUAAUAAUAAUUCUAGUACAGUUUCACCAAAAAAUGUGUGUUCGAGCUUCGCUGUCAUCACUGGAUGCUUUGAAGUAAAAAGGGGAUUAGAUGAAUAGAGAGAUUAAAGGCCGGGCGCAGAACAGCUUCA